Molecule: messenger RNA, 3204 nt
Organism: Carlito syrichta (Philippine tarsier)
Lineage: Eukaryota; Metazoa; Chordata; Mammalia; Primates; Tarsiidae
Product: zinc finger protein 658B-like
Exons: 1
Biological process (GO): regulation of transcription by RNA polymerase II
Molecular function (GO): DNA-binding transcription factor activity; RNA polymerase II cis-regulatory region sequence-specific DNA binding
Source: RefSeq, a predicted model, not a curated record
GAUAUUAUAAAAUUGAUGACAACAUACAAGAGAUCCAGGAAAAACAAAAGAAGUCUCUGUGUCAAGUAAUAUUUAUUGAUGACAAUGAUAAAACAUUGAGUAAAGAAGAACAGAAAGCACACUUCAUUCGACAUCAGAGGACCCAUUCAGGGGAGAAACUUCAAUGUGAAAAAUGUGGAAAAUCCUUUUGUACAAGUUCACACUCUAUUCAGAAUUCUGGAGCUUAUGUGGGAUUCAGACUUUAUGAAUGUAAUGAAUGUGAGCGAUCUUUCACCUUCACUUCAGGUCUAAGUGCACAUCAGAGAAUUCACACAGGUAGGAAGCCCUAUGAAUGCAGUGACUGUGAGAAAACCUUUACCCAUAAUUCAGCCCUCAGAGUACAUCAGAGGAUUCAGACAGGGGAGAAACCUUAUGAGUGUAAUGAAUAUGAGAAAAAUUUUACCCGCAAUUCAGUGCUUAGAGCACAUCAGAAAACUCACACAGGGGAGAAACCCUAUGAAUGUAAUGAAUGUGGGAAAACUUUCACUGAGAAGUCAUAUGUUUGUGCAUGUCAGAGAGUUCACACAGGAGAGAAACCCUAUGAAUCAAAUAUAUUUGGGAAAGCAUUUGCCCUUAACUCAUCCCUUAGAGUGCAUCAGAGAAUUCACACAGGUGUAAAAUCCUAUGAAUGUGAUGAAUGUGGGAAAACUUUCUCCCGGAAGUCACACCUUAGUGCACAUCAGAGGACUCACACAGGGGAGAAACCCUAUGAAUGUAAUGAAUGUGGGAAAACUUUCUCCCGGAAGUCACACCUUAGUGCACACCAGAGGACUCACACGGGGGAGAAACCCUAUGAAUGUAAUGAAUGUGGGAAAACAUUUGCCUUUAACUCAAAACUUAGAGUGCAUCAGAGAAUUCACACAGGUGUGAAACCCUAUGGAUGUGAUGAAUGUGGGAAAACUUUCUCCCGGAAGUCAAACCUUAGUGGACACCAGAGGACUCACACGGGGGAGAAACCCUAUGAAUGUAAUGAAUGUGGGGAAACAUUUGCCUUUAACUCAAAACUUAGAGUGCAUCAGAGAAUUCACACAGGUGUGAAACCCUAUGGAUGUGAUGAAUGUGGGAAAACUUUCUCCCGGAAGUCAAACCUUAGUGUACACCAGAGGACUCACACAGGGGAGAAACCCUAUGAAUGUAAUGAAUGUGGGAAAACUUUCUCACAGAAGUCAGAAGUUACGGCACACCAGAGGACUCACACAGGGGAGAAACCCUAUGAAUGUAAUACAUGUGGAAAAACAUUUGCCCUUAACUCAUACCUUAGAGUGCAUCAGAGAAUUCACACAGGUGUGAAACCCUAUAGAUGUAAUGAAUGUGGGAAAGUUUUCUCCCGGAAGUCACACCUUCGUGUACACCAGAGGACUCACACAGGGGACAAACCCUGUGAAUGUAAUGAAUGUGGGAAAACUUUCUCCCGCAAGUCACAACUUAGUGAACACCAGAGGACUCACACAGGGCAGAAACCCUAUGAAUGUAAUGAAUGUGGGAAAACUUUAUCCCAGAAGUCACAACUUAUUCUACACCAGAGGACUCACACAGGGGAGAAACCCUAUGAAUGUAAUGAAUGUGGGAAAACUUUCUCAUGGAAGUCAGAAGUUAGGACACACCAGAGGACUCACACAGGGGAGAAACCCUAUGAAUGUAAUAUAUGUGGGAAAACAUUUGCCCUUAACUCAUACCUUAGAGUGCAUCAGAGAAUUCACACAGGUGUGAAACCCUAUGGAUGUGAUGAAUGUGGGAAAACUUUCUCCUGGAAGUCACAGCUUAGUGGACACCAGAGGACUCACACAGGGGAGAAACCCUAUGAAUGUAAUGAAUGUGGGAGAACUUUCUCUGCUAAGUCAUAUGCUAAUGCACAUCAGAGAGUUCACACGGAGAAACCCUAUGAAUGUAAUAUAUGUGGGAAACCAUUUGCCCGUAACUCAUCCCUUAGAAUGCAUCAGAGAAUUCACACAGGUGUGAAACCCUAUGGAUGUAAUGAAUGUGGGAAAACUUUCUCCCAAAAGUCAUACCUCAAUGCACACCAGAGGACUCACACAGGGGAAAAACCCUAUGAGUGUAAUGAAUGUGGGAAAGGUUUUGCCCAACUCUCAAAUCUCAGAGUACACCAGAGAAUUCACACCGGGGAGAAACCCUAUGAAUGUGGUGAAUGUGGGAAAAUUUUUGUUUCUAAGGCAGCUCUUAGAGUACAUCACAUCAGAAUGCAUACCAGAGAGAAAACCCUAACCCAUCAUGAAUUUGAGAAGUCCUGAAUUAACUCAUACCUUAUUUUAUACCACACAGCAGAGAAACUCUUGUCAUGUAUACUGGAAAAUUGUUUUCCUUAACAUUUUCCUUUUCCACUAGGCUCAUAUCUUGUUGAAAAUCCCAAUCUUAUUCAUCCAGGUGGGCUGACCAAAGAAUAUGAUGCUAAUGAUAUAUAUUACAUUUAGUCCUGGCCCUUAAGCAUCUUAUAGUCUUCCUAGUCCAUGGUAAGAUGGGAUUAAGAUGAUUUCCACAGCAAGUUGGCUUUUGUGUGUUGAAUGUGGUGGAGCGCAGGGUCAAAGGAAGCUAGAGUCUGGAUAACAGCUUGGAAUAUAAUUCUCUGCUUCCAGAUCUUCAUCAGUUGUUUGUUUUCAAGCAAGAAUUAAAUUUGUUUUCCAUUGAGCUCUCUGAUUUGACCUAUUAGUUAAAUGCAUUGUUUUGCUGUCUCUCUAUUAGACUGGGAUGAAAUCCUAUUAACAUAAUACAUUUCAGAAGAACUAUUAGAAAUCAGUUUUAUUGUAUAUCAGAGACUUCACAUGAAGAAGAAAAUUGCCAACAUCCUGAAUGAUCAGAAGCCUUCACUAAAGUCAGAGACAUUUCAGGGAAAACCACAAAAGCCUUCAAAACAAAAUUAAUUGCAUUAAACAUCAAAUAAAUAGGAUACAAUUUUAUAUUUUGAAUAAAUGAUUUUUAACAAAUAUUGAAUGCUUUUGGAAAUUUCUUUCCUGAGGAAGUGUCAGUUUCAGAAUUGAAGAAAAUAAAAUCUUCACCUACAAAAACAUCUGUUUAUGUAAUAUCAAAAAAUUAUAGAAAAAAGAUAAGAAAAUGCCUAUAGACAAACUCACUUUAGAAUGUGAAGUUUUUUUAAAUAGAGGAAUAGCUUAAAUUCUGUGGAUAACACCAAUAAAUAUUUAUGAAAAGUCA